Didymodactylos carnosus is the source of this 954-nucleotide messenger RNA. Lineage: Eukaryota; Metazoa; Rotifera; Eurotatoria; Philodinida; Philodinidae. The record is from the annotation of a GenBank genome assembly.
AUGAUUACCAGUCUCGCGGUGCUCAUGCUCGUUGACAGCGGUGCCAUCUCGGUCCACGACAAGGUCUCCAAGUACUGGCCUGAAUUCGCUACCAAUGGAAAAGAGGACGUCGAAAUACGCCAUCUCCUAUCGCACACCUCCGGCGUCGCGGGCUGGGACGAUAAGAUAACCAUGGAUGAAGUCUGCGACGUCGGCCCGUCCACAGCCAAGCUGGCCCAACAGGCCCCGUGGUGGAAACCUGGCACGGCGUCAGCAUAUCACGCCUGGAACUUUGGCCACCUCCUCGGCGAGAUAGUACGCCGCGUGACAGGACUGAGUUUGAAACAGUUCGUUGCCGAGAGGAUCGCCGGACCUUUGGGAGCCGAUUUUCAAAUCGGCGUCUUGGAAAAGGACUGGUCACGUAUCUCUAACUUCAUUCCGACGCCUGCAUCGGCGGCCACCGCGGAUAUCAAGCAUGGGCCCCUUUUUCUCAGGGCGAUCGGAAAUCCCAUCCCGUCGCCAGAAAUGGGGAAAAGCCUGGGGUGGAGGAACGGAGAGAUAGGCGCAUCUAACGGGUACGGCAACGCUUAUGCCUUAAACACAAUACUAUCCACCAUCACGUUGGCCGGCUACGAGGAUGUCGAUAAGCGCAAGCACUUGCUGUCUAAGCCAACGGUAGACUUGAUCUUCGAAGAACAAUCCAGCGGUAUAGACCUCGCUAUCGGAGUGCCCAUUCGUUUUGGCAUCGGGUUCGCUCUGAGAGGAGAUGGAGAUUCGUGGGUUGACGAUUGGUUGCCGGCGGGCAGAGUCGCUUACUGGGGUGGAUCGGGUGGCUCGCUCGGUAUCAUGGACAUUGAUCGCCGAGCCACGAUCACGUAUGCCAUGAAUAAGAGGUCAAAUAGCCUAAUAGGAAAUACAGCAUCGAGGGCAUACAUAGGAGCAAUCUAUGAGGCUCUGGGGGUCAACGUGGAGUAG